Messenger RNA from Seminavis robusta, 1727 nucleotides. Lineage: Eukaryota; Bacillariophyta; Bacillariophyceae; Naviculales; Naviculaceae. The record is from the annotation of a GenBank genome assembly.
UUCUUCUCAUUAAUGACCCUGGACCUCUCCCAAAGAUCGACUAAAAUCGACAUGCUGCUGUCAUUUUAGUUGCUUCAUCAGCCAACACCAUCCAUUUACCACUACUACUCUCUAUCUACCCACCUAACUAACUACCCAACCAUGGAGCCUACUAUCUUGGAAGCGAUGCGAAAGCAAGAGGAAGAGCAUUACGCGAUUCGGGGAGACUACUUUCGACAGCACGAUUGCUUCCCAACUGCUCCUCCCACGCUCAACGUGGACCAUGCCAAUCGCGAAAGCAUGACGGAGUGGUCCUACAAAGUCAUUGAUUUUCUCAGCUUUCACCACGAGACUGUGGAAAUAUCCAUGAAUUACUUUGAUCGCUACUUGCUCACCAAGGCAGGAGCCGAGGCUCUGGGCUGCUCCAAGCUGUUCCAACUUGCCAACAUGGCGUGUCUCUACCUGAGCAUUAAGAUCCACGAAGAUGUGGUACUGGAUUCCAAGUUCAUGGCCAACUUGAGCAACGGUCUUUUUACUCAUGAUCAGGUGGAACAGAUGGAACUCCAUGUGUUGGCAGCCCUCCAGUGGUAUCUGCAUCCUCCAACGGCGGUCGCCUUUGUACGAGAGUAUUUGAACCUAUUACCACACUCGGUCUCGGAUGCCAUGAAAGAAAAGACAGCUUCGCUUUGUGAGCCACAAAUUCAAACGUCGGUCAUGGACUAUAGUUUGAUCAAUGCCAAGGCUUCUACGGUGGCUCUUUUUUCCGUCAUGAAUGCGCUGAAAGUUCAGGGAAUGGAUCCAGUAUUGCUCGGCCAUAUUGGUUCCUUGCUAUCCUAUGCCUCGCGCAUUGACCAUGAAAGUGUCCGUACGGACAUUCAGCAAUCCUUAUAUCAAGCUGUUAUCGAACACAUAACAGACGCUUCCUCUCCAACUGCCGUGGGCAUGAACUGUGCCGGAGGUCUUGCUGCCUCCAUCUCCCCACUAAACAAGGAAUCAUCCUAUAUGGACGAACAACGAGCUACUUUCAAUGAGUCUCCCUGUGGUGUUUUCUCUUAAGUUUUUUAAAAAGAAAACGAAGAGAAAGAGAGCACAGCAAACAACAAGGCAUGGACAGCAGCAAGGCUUUCAUCCAGUUAGCUAUUUGCUCGAAGCGGUACAGCCCAAGUGUUCCGAUAACAGUCAUGACUGACGCAAGUCGACUAGUAGCACAGCCACCAAAUUGUUGAUCCUGAAUGACCAACCUGUUGCCCCUUGAGAUGACGAACACGCACGCUACCAACAACAGCUCACAAGCCAAACUACAAACUACUACUGCACUCCAACGACAUGCAAUGCAAUGCAUUGCAGUUCAGGGUUAGUUCACCGACAAGACAUGCCUCGGGAACCAACCGACUUAUUGGCUACCUGCACGCCUACCUACAACAUGGAUCCUCGUUCCAUCACAUACUAGCUAGCUACCCUUCAACUUCACUUACUCAAGCCAGGAGUAUCCUUUUGCCUGCUUUUAUCAAGUUUACGUACACAUUAUUUGCACCACACAAACCACGGUGCUUACCCAUCAACCAGUGGCCUGCCUAGAAGAACGCCACAAUAUGACCCUUUCGAUUCCUUUGACAAUACGAUAUCUACGUGUACAUUGCACUACUUUGCUAUAAUAUUUUAAAUUCAUUAAACAAGAAGAGCACAUAGCACUCACUUGGCAUAAUAACUAGCUAGAAGCUACACAGCUAGUACCAGGUAGCAGCUAU